AUGGCUGCAGUCAUACACUACGCGAAUGACAGCACAGAAUAUAUUGGUAUUCGUGUUCAGCCAAAGGAGGGUCAGACCAAAUCAAACCCAUCGAAGAGACAUCGAGAGCGCCUCAACUCAGAGCUCGAUAUGUUGGCCAGUCUUCUACCCUUCGAACAGUCCGUUCUCUCCAAACUCGAUAAGCUAUCGAUACUCCGAUUAAGUGUUUCUUACUUGAGGACAAAGAGCUACUUUCAAGGUAAGCCCACUUCUCCCUGUCCAUCAUCCCUGUGCGCUAUUACUUUGGCGAACACUCGGUCUGCCAUUCGUUGA
Molecule: messenger RNA, 312 nt
Organism: Oppiella nova
Lineage: Eukaryota; Metazoa; Arthropoda; Arachnida; Sarcoptiformes; Oppiidae
Source: the annotation of a GenBank genome assembly